GUACUGCGUGUGCCCAGGCAAGGAAGACGUUGGGGGAGAAUACGACCUCACGGCUCGUUUGGGAGCGAUGGACGGGGGCGACCUUGGCGUUGGUGGGAAGCUGACGACAGCGAAGAGGACGGUAGUGGCAGCGGCUGUUACUGCAGUCCUCUUUCGUUGUCAGAUGGAGAGGACGGCGGGGAGAAUGAAAGCGCAGAUCCGCGCGAGGAGGAGGAAGGUAACGCAGUGCACAGCACUGGAAGGCCCUGGGUUGGACACCGCCGCCAUCUGCGAUGUCGUCAUUCACGUGUGCUGCGCCUUGGGUUGCGGAGCUCUUCCCAGAGCAAUGCCGAGAUGGUGGAUGAAAAGGAGGACGGGUGGGGCGUGGGAGGAUCUGCGGCAAUGCGACAACGUGACAGAGGACUACUUUCAGGACAAGCUGCGCAUGUCGCCACGUGUCUUUCGGGAGAUUGCGGAAGCUCUCUCACCGUUGCUGCAGCGCCGUGUGACAUUCUACAGGGAGCCGCUGCAGCCAGAUCAGAUCGUCGGAGCAUCAGGUUUGGUGGCGGUGAGGGACGUCAAUGCGGCGUUGCUGACGGUCUACCGUGACAAGAUAUCGUGGCCGGCGGGGGUGCGCCAGUCGGCCGUCCUCCGUGCUUUCGUUGGCAAGGGGUUCCCCAACUGUCAUGGCUGCAUUGACUGCACAUAUAUCUACAUCGACAAGCCGGCAAACACCCCUGGCGAGGACUACUACGAUCGGAAACGACGUUUCUCGAUCAUCGCGCAGGUCGUCGUCGAUCUGGACUUGCGUGUGCUGGACGUCUUCGUCGGCUAUCCUGGGAGCUGCCACAACGUGAGGAUCAUUCACCUGUCUAGUCUAUAGCCGCGUGCAGAGGUUGGCGAACUUUUCACGGUACCGCCUGUGAUGCUUCCAUUCGGCGUC
Molecule: messenger RNA, 922 nt
Organism: Chara braunii
Lineage: Eukaryota; Viridiplantae; Streptophyta; Charophyceae; Charales; Characeae
Source: the annotation of a GenBank genome assembly